AUGUGGAAAAAAGCUGCCAAGAAAUUGGAAAGUAUUGAAUACAGAAUUCGUAAGCAAAUGAGCUGGCAAGACAUCAAUGGUGAAAAAAUUGUGAAGGUUUCAUUGGAAGUCGAGGAAAUCAUUGGUGACAACGUGCAAAGUAGAAAAUUGACAUUUUCGGGCGUCGAAUCGAAAAGAAAAUUGAUUGACGAUGGCGAAGAGCUUCAAACGUUCUCAAACAUUUGGGAUCGUUAUUCGCGAAUGCUGAUUGCACUGGGAAAUCGAUUGAACGCCCUUUGCAAAGCUGGUUUAGUGGCGAAAAAUUGCGAAACCCUUGCGAAAUGGUGUAAAACGUUUGAAGAGCUGAAAUAA
Molecule: messenger RNA, 351 nt
Organism: Caenorhabditis bovis
Lineage: Eukaryota; Metazoa; Nematoda; Chromadorea; Rhabditida; Rhabditidae
Source: the annotation of a GenBank genome assembly